AUGGCACCGAAGCGUGCCGCCGCGGCUUCCGCGGCGAGCUCCAGCAGCUCGGAUGGAGGAGCGCUGCAGGAGAAGCUUGUGCGUCUCUUUGAGGAGCUAGACGGUAGCGCCACCAAGGAGGCGCUCGAGGAGCGCAUGUCUGGCACGGCGCCCAAGGGGGCGCUGAUGGCCGCGCUCAACUCGCUGCUCGCCAUCAAGCGCGUCUCCAUCAGCAAGACGGCGGCGGGCGGGCUCGUGUUCCGUCUGCAGUCGGACCAGUCCGCCAAGCGCGCGCGCACGCUCGACGGGCUCACUGCAGAGGACCGGCUGCUGUACCAGGAGAUUGAGCGCGCGGGCAACGCCGGCAUAAAGUCAAAGGACCUGCGCGUGCGCUCCAACCUGCAGCAGCAGCAGGUGGCCAAAGUGCUACGCACGCUCGAGAGCCGCGGGUUGAUACGAUCCGUGAAGUCGGUCGCCGCCAAGAACCAGAAGUUGUACAUGCUCGCGGGCCUCGAGCCGAGCGUGGCGGUCACGGGCGGCGCGUGGUACACCGACGACCAAGAGUUCGAUCACGCGCUGAUCCAAGUGUGGUAUCACUCUGGAGGUGUGGUACACGCAGGCAAGCCGCUCUCGCUCUCCGACGUGGACUCGGUCCUGCAGUCGCUCGUCUUUGACGCGAAGCUCGAGAUCACGGGGCGGUGCGACUUGUCCGGCGGCGGCGAAGGCAAGGAGUACAAGUACCUGCAGUUUGACGGCGCGAGCUUGCUGCCGAUCAAGGCGAGACGACCCCCCGAGAUUCGCCGGGACUACUCCGACGACGAGGCGGCGGAGGAGGGCGAGGAGGUCGAGGCGUUGCUGCGGACGCUAGAGCGGGGGGAGCAGGCUGCGGGACGGCCGAGGGGGCAGGGCGAUACGGCUUUGUAG
Molecule: messenger RNA, 903 nt
Organism: Emiliania huxleyi CCMP1516
Lineage: Eukaryota; Haptophyta; Isochrysidales; Noelaerhabdaceae
Exons: 5
Coding region: 1-903 (300 amino acids)
Biological process (GO): transcription by RNA polymerase III
Cellular component (GO): RNA polymerase III complex
Source: RefSeq, a predicted model, not a curated record